Molecule: messenger RNA, 1900 nt
Organism: Labrus mixtus (cuckoo wrasse)
Lineage: Eukaryota; Metazoa; Chordata; Actinopteri; Labriformes; Labridae
Gene: stoml3a
Product: stomatin (EPB72)-like 3a
Exons: 7
Coding region: 134-1003 (289 amino acids)
Cellular component (GO): plasma membrane
Source: RefSeq, a predicted model, not a curated record
GAGAGUAUGUGUGUGUCUCAGGAUCAUUAAAGCAGCAGGUGAUGAGGGAAGGGGACAGGCCACACCCCCACAGGGACGACAGACAGGUAAACAAGAGCAGCUCUGUUCCAUCACACUGACAACACACUCACUAAUGAUCUCAACAACGUCCAGCACGGCUGACAUGGUUACACAAGGAAAAUUUCAGAUCAACGCCGAGGACAAUGUCGAAGAUAAAAACUCAGGCAGGCUGGGAUGUUUCGGCUGGAUUUUGGUCAUCUUUUCCCUCCUCUUUAUAGGAGUGACCUUCCCCAUCACACUCUUCAUGUGUGUUAAGAUAGUGAAUGAGUACGAGCGAGCCGUCAUUUUCAGACUCGGACGGAUAACAGACAGGAAACCUAAAGGCCCAGGACUUUUCUUCGUUCUGCCCUGCACUGAUAACUUUGUGAAGGUUGAUUUGAGAACUGUGUCCUUUGACAUCCCUCCACAAGAGAUUCUGACCAGAGACUCAGUGACAGUAUGUGUGGAUGGUGUGGUUUACUUUCGUAUACAUUGCCCCAUCUCCUCCGUGGCCAAUGUGUCCAACGCACACUCAUCCACACGUCUGCUGGCUCAAACCACCCUGAGGAAUGUGCUCGGCACUAAAAACCUGGCGGAGUUGCUGUCUGACAGAGAGGGAAUAUCACUCAGCAUGCAGGAAUCUCUGGAUGAAGCCACAGACCCGUGGGGCAUUAAGGUGGAGCGUGUGGAGAUAAAGGAUGUGAAGUUGCCCCAGCAGCUGCAGAGAGCCAUGGCAGCAGAGGCCGAGGCCAGCAGGGAGGCUAGAGCUAAGAUUAUUGCUGCAGAAGGAGAGAUGAAUGCGUCGCGGGCUCUGAAAGAAGCCUCUCUGGUUAUCGCUGAGUCGCCUUCUGCUCUGCAGCUAAGAUACCUGCAGACCCUCAACGCCAUCGCAGCCGAGAAGAACUCCACCAUCAUCUUCCCCCUGCCCAUAGAUGUGAUGUCAAACUUUAUGCAGAGAAAGUGAGAUAGGCUCUACUAUUAUUGUUAUAUUUAUAAAUAUAACACAGGAUAGAAUAAAAUAAUCAUAUAUUAUAAUAUCCAAACCAGAACUCCCUUUUGUGCACUUAUUUUCUUAUUGUGAUUUAAUACUUGAAUACAAAGUGCAACAUAGACAGUUUAGACAUUAGUGUCUCAUCACUGAUCACAAUAUUUUCACCAGCUAAGCUACAGGUGCAGUUCUUGAGGAAAACAGAAAGAUAAAUCAAAUGCACAAGAAAUGUAAACACAAAUAAUGUACAACAUUAUAAAGACAUGCGUUCAUAAAAACUCAUCCAUAACUCCUGAACUACUGAGGAGGCUCUUUACAAGAGAAGUCCUGUAAACAAUGAACAAAAGUCCAGACGUCACAUGAAACAACAUCCUUCUCCGACAUUGGAUGUAAACUGUAGAAACAGCUCUUCUUCUCGUGUUUGACAAACAUUCAGUUAAUGAGCACAUGGCCAUGUCCACGGGACACAGAGACAAUCAGUGCAAUCAGAGGACCUGAUGGAAAGAGAAAUCUUUUCCAAUCAUUUUCCUUAAAGUUGAGCCCACAGAGUCAAACACUAUCAACUUGUCCUGACAGAAAAUGCAAAUCACCUCCAACCGCGUCCCUGUUGAAGCUGUUUACCACAUUUGGUGUGUCUUAUGGAGCUGAUCUUUAUAUCAUAUUACUAUAAUCAAGUAAUAAUUCUUCAAUCUAUCUUUGCAUACUGCACCAAUCCCUUUCAAAUGGUUUCACAUAUUCUUUACAUCCAAAUCAUUUUUCACAAAGGAUAUCUUGCAAAAGUGACACUUGAGCUGAGAGGUUCUGUAAACAUAGGCAAACAAAUGAAAUAAAAAAAAAUGUACAAUUCAUUCAAAUUAAAAAGCUAUGGCAGUU